Molecule: messenger RNA, 414 nt
Organism: Salvia splendens (bonfire salvia)
Lineage: Eukaryota; Viridiplantae; Streptophyta; Magnoliopsida; Lamiales; Lamiaceae
Product: putative germin-like protein 2-1
Exons: 2
Coding region: 1-414 (137 amino acids)
Molecular function (GO): manganese ion binding
Source: RefSeq, a predicted model, not a curated record
AUGGCGAUUAACAUCCUCUUGUUUAGCUCGAUAGCCCUAUCUUUGGCCUAUGUUGCUCUCGCCUUCGAGCCAAGCCCGUUGCAGGAUUUCUGUGAUCAUCCCUUCCAUUUCAUUGGCAUAAUGGCAUUUUCAGCAAGAGUGAAUGGGCAAGCAUGCAAAAGCCCUGCUUCAGUAAUAGCAAACGAUUUCUCCUUCAGUGGGCUGCAUAUGCCCGGGAACACCUCCAAUCCUAAUGGGUCGAGGGUGACCCCGGUGACUGCAACCCAGUUGCCAGGGCUCAACACCCUGGGAAUCUCAAUGGCGCGUGUUGACUACGCGCCAUGGGGAAUCAAUCCAUCACACACCCACCCGAGAGCCACUGAGAUGUUGACUGUGAUUGAGGGAUCGAUAUUACUACUGAUAUUCUCGCCAUAG